AUGUUCAAGCUUCUCCUUGCCAAACUCUGCCCUAGUUACAGGUCUCGAAAGAAGGCCAAAGUUAUUAAAGAGCUAUCAUCACCUCUAUCCGCACCAGUUGAUGACCACGAAGGCCAUAUGGAUUUGCCUGUUUUGGAGAUGCCAGGAGACCAUGUUGUCGGCCACACAUCGCUAUUUGUCUCCGUCGACGUUGCUCGCAGAGACGAAUGGCUGGGAGAGAAAUAUUUGGACUAUAUGUUGGCUCAGACGGUACUGAAAAACACUCCCGGGAGAGACGGGGUUACCUCCCUAAAUGGAGACUUGAUACAGAGGCUUGCUCGUUUUCGUUACGACAACUGCUGUGAAGAGCUUAACCUCAAAAGGGUCCGGCGGUACCAACCGACUGACGCUGGCCAAUUUGCUCUUCCUGUCAACUAUAGAGAAAUUCUCCUGGGCUGGAUAGGAUCCAUCUUGAGCCGCGGAACACUAGAAGAGAGAAACGUUCUUCCUCACGUUGUGGCCCAAUGUUCACAACAGCACAGCCCGGAAAUUUUUCAGAGCACAGGGUCCGUCAACACCAACUCCGAGUCUGAUACGGCUGGGCAACAAGAUCCUACGUAUGAAGACUUAUCAUCUGAAGAAUCCGAGACGGAUAUUUGGCGGUAUACCAAGACACUGCAGGAGACUACUGCAGGCAAGGAUUCUGUCCCUCUCUACAAAGAAACCCUUGUCCGAGCUUAUCCCCCCAGGUUCAGAUACGAGGUCACGUACCGUGGAAAAAAGGCUACAGGCGAGGCCGGUAAUAAGAAGCGAGCAAAACAUCUAGCUUCAAAGAAGUUGUGUGAACUUCUCCAUAUCAAAUUACCAGACUAG
Messenger RNA from Rhinocladiella mackenziei CBS 650.93, 852 nucleotides. RefSeq lists its product as uncharacterized. The transcript has 2 exons. The coding region runs from base 1 to 852 and encodes 283 amino acids. The record is from RefSeq and is a predicted model, not a curated record. NCBI's taxonomy places the organism in Eukaryota, Fungi, Ascomycota, Eurotiomycetes, Chaetothyriales, Herpotrichiellaceae.